UCUGCUCUGCCUGUCACUCUAUUGGCCUGCAAAGGGAGCGCAGCUCACGAUCGCGUUCUACCGCCAUAUGUAACACUAACCUGUGGUCGGAAGUGUGCUGUUAUUGAGAAGGUAAAAAAAAUGCUUCCAGGUAUGUCUGCUAAAGAAUUUAGUCAUCAAUACACCGAAGACAUAUUUCUACCUUUUGCCAAGAAAUCAAAAUCAGUGACACGAUCUGAUCCCAGUACAUGUGGACCAAGUUUACAAUCUCCAGCAUCACUGGUGUCAUAUACAGAUGACUUCUUUAAACAACCCAGUUGCAACUGGAAAGAAGACUACAGAGAUGCAACUUCAGCUAUGAUGAGCAGUGCUGAAGUACAUAGACCCCACCUUCUUCGACAUUUACUGGAGAUGGAGACAUUUGUUCCAUCAGCAAAAGGAGAAACACACAGGGAGAAACUUCCUUCCCCUGCAGAACUCUAUGGGAAGAAGCGUACCUCAGGACAGAGGGCAGUUCACCAGAAACAAAGGCUGGAAUCUGUCCUUUGUCAUAUAGAAGAACUUAAAAGAAGACAGCUCAGGAUUGAUAUACUAAAAGAGAAGAUGUGGGGAGUGUCAAGAAACAUUCACUCCAUUCCAGUCCAUGAGAAAGCAGACAUUCCAGAGCAAGAAUCUGUUUUCCUUGUACCUAAAGACAAUAUGCUUGAACUAUUUAACCAAGAAAAAGAAAACCAGAAUGCUUCAGUUUUACUUCAGAGAUCUACAGUGUUUAAUACAGAGAUGUCUACUCAACCUAACUUUCACUUAUGCUGCACAAAUCAUAAUGUUCCGGAUGAAGAAGAGCCCUUCAAAUUUCAUGAAGAAAACCCAGUGUUCUUAUGGUCUCCUUUUUAAACACAAAAACUGAGGGAAAGAUGAUGCUGUACUAUAUGUUCUCCAUUCCUAUUUUUGAUCUCACUGUGGUUUCUGUUCCACAUUACAAUUCAUAUAAGCGGAAGAGAAAACCCACAUACAGGCUCUGAAGACAUACCAGUAGAAAAAAUGUGCUCCAUCAAAAUAUUAGCAAUGCUUUUGCAAGUCUGUUCAGUUAAAGUGUAACAAUGUAAUUGUCAAAAAAUAUUCAGAAAUGUAUCUUAUCAGCUUAAGGCAAAUUAGAGAAAAAUAUCAAAUGUUGCUGCUGCAAUAGGGCAUGUUCUCAUUUUCAGAAUCUCUUGUUCUAUAUUUUAUGUUCUUUUCUAAGGUUCACAAUAUUUUGCUA
Polypterus senegalus (gray bichir) is the source of this 1237-nucleotide messenger RNA. RefSeq names its product protein INCA1-like. The transcript has 7 exons. Bases 121 to 873 code for a protein of 250 amino acids. Lineage: Eukaryota; Metazoa; Chordata; Cladistia; Polypteriformes; Polypteridae. The record is from RefSeq and is a predicted model, not a curated record.